AUGAAGGUGUGCGUGAGGUGUGCCACCGACUUGACACCCUUGGAUCCCUCGACUUCCAACCUCGAAGUCCGGGAGUCUAUAGCCAGAGAAGAGAAGGUCAAGAAGGAGGAGAGGGAGGAGGAGGAGGAGGAAGUAGGAGAAGAACAGGAUGGAGGAAGGAAGAAGGAAGAAAGAGAAGACGUUGAGAUUCUGGAAGAGGGGGAAGGUGGGGAUGAACCAACAACGCUUGGGAAGACGGCGAAGGACAAGUUGGCAGCCGCUGCUAGCCUCCCUAAACCCGAGGCGCUCCAAGGAGGACGUUCUGGUCACUCCCUGCAGGCGGCGAAGCUGGGCUCUCACCAGUCCCUCCAGGGACUCCACCUAGGCAGGAUCCCGCCCUCCUGCGCCCUCUGCUCCAGGGAAAGGAACCUAUGUAGAAUUAUAUCUGGCAUCUUCACCAGGUCGCCGCUUCCCUAUGGUUACUCUCUGGUCACGCCGGUGCCUGCUGGGGUGUGUAACCUCACCAUCACCGAGAUGAAACCUUCGAAAAACUUCUUUGCGUUGCGACGGUCAGACGGUACUUAUGUCCUCAACGGUAACUGGGACAUCGAGGCAGCGGGGCAGUACCAGGCGGCCGGCACCACCUUCCUCUACACCCCUUCCAGCGACGACCACGGCGAGCAGCUCUCAGCCCCGGGACCUCUCACACAGCCUAUCGACUUUAUGUUGAUCUCACAGAGUCCCAACCCGGGGAUCAAGUACGAGUACCGAGUUCCACUGCCGGAGUAUCUUGGCGGUGCUCCUUCGAGUGGGCUGACACCUCCUUCUGGAGGCCUGGGGACCCCAUCUGGGGGUCUAAGGCCCAAUAUGGGAGGAGGCCAAUUGACGCCCUUCCAGCCUCUGCCUCAAGGAAAUCCAAAUAUCGGUUCACGGAACCCGAAUUUCGGAAUCAGAAAUCCGGGUUCAGUUGGUGUGAAUCCAGGUGGCCAGAGUCUGUAUCCUUACGGCACCGGAAACACGGGAAUCCCAGGUGGGACCUUCGGGCCCAUCAACCCUGUCCUGACACCCGUUGCUGUAGGAGGUGAAGGUGGUCAGGUCAGUUUCAACUCCAGCGGCGUCCUCUUUUCUCCCAUCAAUCCCCAGGGAAGUGUAGGAACCAGUCCCUCAGGAUCGUCGAGGAAUAACUCUCCGUUUUUGGGAGUUCCUCUUGAUCCCUCGACGAAUGUAGGAUCCAGGGGUCCUGCUGGGAUUCCCGGCGUCCCUCCUCACAGCCAGCCGAUCACGCCCUUAGGAAGUACCACCAAGACCACAGGGUCUCUCCCCCUUCCCUGGAGUCCUACGUAUGGCCUGCAGGAUGGUGGAAGAGGAGUGCCAUUAGGGACGCCCUUCUUGCCGGGCCAACAGUACCCAAGAGCUCCUGGGGGAGGAUCCGUGCCCUCUGGUGUAGGACAGAGAUACCCAGGGCAGGGCAGGAGUGACGGAGGAGGCCUGGACGGUGGAACCCAUGACAGAGAAGGAGCGUCGGGUGUGGCGCCAUCCAGAGACAUAGGUUUCCCUCCGGAGUUUCCCAAGAAUAGUGUUCCUCUAAGGCCCAUCGCCAUCCCUCGGCCUGGCAGCCCCGGAGGAAGACGACCUCCAACAGGUGGCGUCUCUGGGCACCACAGACGUCCUCCUCAUGAGGCGACCACCCCGGCCACGCCUACAGAGACACACAGGACACGGCAUCAACAUGGCGCUAAACUCGGCCAAGGUCGACGAAAAAUUCCUGGCAAGUCUCCCUUCGACCCAGGAGUCCAAUUGACGCAGCCCAAUGUCUCUCCCUCCUCCACAACACACAACAGGACAGUCCCCAUAAGGCCCCCAAGGCGUCGAGGGAAGGGCAGCCGUCGACGCCACCAACAGCAGGACGGAGCCUCUGGAGUCCUAUCGGGUAGGAAGCAGAACCAGGAGAAGGACAGGAAGGGACGACACAGGAAGAGAGGUUCGAGAUUCCAGUGGGCCGAGAAAGGGUUCACUCCCUGCUCCCGACCCUGUGGUGGAGGUAACCAGACAGUGAUACUCUCGUGUGAGCGGAAGAGAAACAAGAAGGUGGUGCCUGACCGUCGCUGUGGUCACCUGAUACCACCUGAAACACGCACCGCUAUGUGUAACCUCACGCCCUGCCCAGCCGCGUGGAUGCCGGGGGAGUGGGGCCCUUGUAGCGUCACGUGUGGGAUGGGUGUUCAGACCCGCCCUCUGGUGUGCAAACAAGUGGUGUCCCCGAUCCUGACGAUGAUGGUGCCAGAGGGGGCGUGUCUCUCCCCAUCUACCGUCCCGACCUCGCAGGUGUGUGAAAUAGGUCGCUGCAGCAGCACUACGCCGGAGUGGGAGGCGGGGCCCUGGUCCAACUGCUCGGCGCCCUGUGGCUUGGGGACCCGCAAGAGGCUGGUGACUUGUGUGGUGGGCGGGGUGGCUGUAGAAGAGGACCUGUGCACCGCCACCACCAGGCCCGUCAAGGAACAGGUGUGUGACAUGGGCUCCUGCGCCACCAACACCUGGUUCUUCUCCAGCUGGUCCGAUCAGUGCUCAGAGUCGUGUGGGACGGGCGUGCAGACAAGGCGCGUUCACUGCCUGGCGGGAGGUGAGGUGCCGGAAAGUCAGUGUUCAGCCUCCACCAAGCCUGACGCCUCCAGACCCUGCAGCGGCCAGAGUGGUUGUGGCGGCCAGUGGUUCAUAGGGCCGUGGGAAGGGUGUAGCGUGGACUGUGGCAGCGGGAGGGAGACUCGCUCUGUUCUGUGUGUGAUGUACAGCCGCCAGCGAUGGAGGGUGACGCAGGACUCCCAGUGUAAGUUGGAGAUUCGACCCCCAGACUCCCGCGAGUGUAACGGCCAGCCCUGUACACCUGAUUGGUACACCUCCGAGUGGUCCCAGUGUUCGGCGUCGUGUGAAGGAGGCGUCAUGCGUCGUGAGGUAACUUGUCUUCACGCCAACAAAAAUCCGUCAGCCGAUUGCUACAACGUCACCAGACCGGACACCCGCCAGCCCUGCCACCUCCACCCCUGUAACGCCUCCGUCACCCCUCCUCCUGGCCCUGGUGAGCGCUUGGGUUCGACAGGAGGCAGUCAGGAGACACAGACUGGAGGGGAGAUGGCCGCCCCAUCAUCAGAGGACCUAAACAAAGAUGACGAAGACGACGACGAUGACUCUAUCACUAAGAGACCUGUGGAUAAAGAUGACGAUGGGGACGAGGACGAUGCAUUUGCUGCUUCUACUGACGAUGACCGUACAACCCAUCAGCAGGAGGAGGAAGGGGAAGAGGAAGAAGGAGAGGAAGAGAAUGAGUUAGUGGUGGAGGAGACAACAGGAAGUGCCAUCAAUGUUAUACCCGACAAGGAUGCUCAAGGAGACGAAUCAAUCUCGGAUGACGAGGAUGGGGAAGAGAAUGAUGAGGACAGGGAAGAGGAGGAGGAGGAGGCGAAGAAGAAGAAAAAGAGGAAGAGGAAGAAGGACAGGAAGAAGAACAGGGAGAGGCAACAUAAAACUGGAUCAACGGGGGAGAAUAACGAUAAAGAAGACACCCCGGUGGCCAUUGAUAAACCUACUUGUAUAGACCGGAUAAAGAACUGCCACUUGGUGUUCCGGGCGAGGUUGUGUCGUCUCAAGUACUACAACAAACUUUGCUGUCGCACUUGUAGCAACACCUGAAGACAACAUGAAGCUGAUAACUAACACUGCUGUAGAAAGUAGGAUGAUCAUUUGGCCAGAAAAAGAAAAGACAGUGAAAGGAUAAAAGAAGAAGAUAACAUGUAGCUCCUACUUGAAAGAGAGUCAGGGACAUUUAAAGUUGUUGUCUGAGAAUGAUGGAAAUAUAUUCACAGAACACGGGAUGCUGGAUGGAAAGAUGUUCAUAGAAAACGGGACGAUGAUCUCUACAGGAAACUGCAGUAUUCCUGUUAGAAUAUGAAAUGCUUCACUUUUAUUCAUUAAUUUGAUUGUGUUCAAGGAGUAGUCUCCAAUGCAUAACUAAUCUCAGGAGAUAAUAUUAUCAAAGUGCAGAGGCCAACACAUGCAAGUUGGCCUAAGUCUUUACCUACAUUAUUUUUUUGCUCUCUGGCGAAAACUUUUAUUCUUAGCACGAUAACUGUUCCCCCUUCCUAGUAAUAUAUUUAGUAUGAACAGAAAACGGAAGAGACUGUUCUCCUUCUAUAAAUAAUGUUAAAAGUAUGAAAAAGAAAAUGCAAAGUAGUAGUACAGAAGUUGGAAGUAGAUACGUUUGGUGAGUCUUAGAUUGUGAUUUCAGGCGUAACUCUACCAUACAUGAAGGAAACUGUCAGAAAGGAGGUUUAUUGGCAAAAUAUGACCCUAUAAACACUAUGUUUUAUCACAAGAUUCGAAAGUGUUGUUUCUUGUCGCUCUAACACACACACAAAAGAACAUUAGCUAUUACUAAAGAAAAGGGAUGUCGCCAAAGGUAAUCGUCACAGAAAAUGGCCACCAAAGAAAAUCGUGUCAAAGAAAAUGGUAAAUUGUCAAGGCAAACGAUGAUAACUUCAGAAAAUAGGUAGUGUUGAAUGACAAUAAUAGUACUUGUGACACAGUGACAAUGACAUUUACGAAAUAAAUGAUGAUGAUGAUGGUGAGGAUGAUAAUAAAAGCAGCUCUAACUGUGAUGGUAAUAGUGGUUAUGAUAAGGAUGAUAACGAUAAUAAAGAUAAUUUAUAUUGAUAAUUUAUGACUUACUGUAGUGUUACAAAACUCCACAAAAAUAUUACAGUGACGCAAAGGAUGAAUCAUUACUGUAGUGUCAGACGUAGAUAAGACGAAAUAUAACGGUGCUUAAAUGAAACAUGAAGACUACAUAACGGUGCCAAAAGUCAUAAAAAUGUGUAUAUAUCUGUUCUACUUAAACAGUUAAAAACGAGGGAAUAAAAAUAGUAUUGUAAGUGUCGUAAUGGAAACUAACCUCGAACCUUACUUUACCGCCAUGUCACUUAGAACUAUGUUACUUAGAAAUAUAAAAAAAUAUGUGGUAGUGUCAAUAAAGUGCUUAGAUACAAAGAGGCCAUUAAUAAAAAAGAACAUAAACUGGAAUUAACAACAAGCGAGAAUUGUGUUAAGGAUGCGAUAAAAAAAAACCCGUAAAUCCAUAAAAGAGACAAGAAAAGGACUACAGAAGAAACAACACUUAAGAGGUGAUGUGUUGAGGAGUCAUGUAACUAUUACUAAACUAUUAAAAAAAAUAAUGUUAAAAUAAAUUGAUUCAGGACCAGAUAGUAGAUGUGUUAACUGUUAUUGAUGGUGCUAUGAAGAGUGAGGUCCUUGUGUCGUGUUAGUAACCUCUCUCUCUCUCUCUCUCUCUCUCUCUCUCUCUCUCUCUCUCUCUCUCUCUCUCUCUCUCUCUCUUUCUUAAGUCCCCCAUACACGCUAAGAACGCCUAGGACAAGAUCGCUCGCGGACACCCAUGGACACUCUACUCAGUAACGAGGAGCUGAAUGUUCUCGCAGUUGAGGCAGUUGCUGUAGAGUUUUUAUCAAGGAAAGACGGAACCAAAUGGACGAAAAAGAGAUAGUGGUUAAUGAACAGGGACGGAUUAUCUUUUACGUCAUUAUUAGAUGAAAUGAGAUUAAAGACAGGAGAUUAGUUCAGUACCUCAGGAUGGACGAGUAGACUUACCUGAAGGUGUUGUCUCUGGUGUGUCCGUUAAUAGGCAAACAACAUGUAUGCGGAUAGUCGUUCCUCCACACGAGUGGUUGUUAGCCACUCUGCGGUUUCCUACAACAGGUGGCUGAUGUGUCUUUCCUUUCCUUUUAUCACUUAAUAAAUCGUAAGCUGCAUUAGUUUUUAACCUUGUUAGAAUAUUCCUUACUUUUUUCUUCCAUAAAGAGGUGUUUUCUCUAUAAAUAUCUAUGAACUGAGUCCAACUGCACACCUCCGAUCACUGCCACUGUUGCCAUCAAACUGAGCGUUGACCUGAGCGGUUACCCAGACACCUGCGCACGGUUCAGCGCAGGCCGGAGAGGGCGCCUAAGCGGGCAAAAAUCUUGGCCUGAAUCAGUCCCAGACACGUGCAAUUUUGCCGGAUGGGCCGGGCUGUGCGUGUAUAACGGGGCCCUUUAGAUACUUAAUUUCCUCCAUUCAUUCCAUUAUUCCCUUCUUUCAUUUCCUUAUAUGUUCCUCUUAAUUCACCACUUUUCUUCUUUCACCAUCCCUCACUUACUACCUCCUUCCCUCACCACCGCUCUCUCAUCACCCUCUCCCUUCCUCACCUACAUACACCUUAAAAUAUUUUCCUUAAAAGCAAUUUACUCUCCUCCAACUCUCCACCUGUGUUUCUCCAAGUGCAUAAUUCCUAACUCCCUCGGCCAUUCACCCGCACAGAUACUACCAUUGCCGUAAACAAGAGUAUAAAUGACGUAUUCACUGGUUAAUGUUUACAAUAUAACUGAAAGAUUAUAAAUAGAGUCAGCUGAUCAGCAUAAACAAAGGCAUGAAUGAAUGUUUUAAACUACACUACCCGGUCAACUGAACUAAUGUUUACACUAUGGUAUGAGUGAGCGAGUAUUAACGAAAAUAAAAACAUCUUUGUUUACUUGUGGACUCAAAGAAUUUAUGAUUAAUGACUACCUUCUCUUGUUUAACCUAUGAGACUUGUUCUCUCUUGUCAUUUCUCGUUUAUCAUCUGUUGCUCUUAUCAUUUACUUAGCAUUAUCUUUAUCGUAUUUUACUACAUGAUAUUACUUUUCUCACCUUGCUUGUAUUAAUGUUCAGUGUUUAGCGCGGGUAAUACUUAUUUUUUUCCUAUCAAAUAUAAAUGUAUGAAUAACCAAUAGAUACAGAUUUUCCUCAGUAUAAGGACACCUCUGUGUUCUUCUUGUUAUUCACUGUUAUUCAUUCGGUAUUUCCUUCAAUGUUCUGUUCUCGUUUGUGAAUGAGAUUACAGUCACUUCAUCCGAUACAGUUAUAGAUUCAGUCAAGGCUUCCUGUAGUGUUGUUGAUCGUUGUGAUGUUGUAUUGAGGUCCUGCUGAUGAAGAGAGAGAGAGAGAGAGAGAGAGAGAGAGAGAGAGAGAGAGAGAGAGAUAAGACUGUACCCCAACCCUCUUCACCCAUCACCUGAUCACAAGCAGAAAUUAUCCACACGAAACACACACACACACACACACACACACACACACACACGUCUUCUCAGCGUAUCUGGGUCAAUCCAGUCACGAUAUACAAUCCCUAGUCCAUUUAGAUUAUAUUCCAAGUAAGUAUAUAUAAAUAAAUAUAUAUAUAUAUAUACUGUAUAUAUAUACAGUAUAUACAAACAUAUAUAAUACUCCCUAUCCAAAUUUCCUUCAAGCUCUCUAUUCUAACCUCUAAUAUUUUUUCUUUUAUCUGUCUAUGGUAAAAUAGUCUGUUAAUUUCCGACUUCAAUCUUGUUAGAAUUGUAAAAUUUCCACCUGUCAGUUCUCUAUCUGUCAAAACGAACUGUCAAUUUACUCCUAUAACCUCCAAUUUCUUUCUAAUCCAGUCAGUUAAUAAAUUCCUGUCAAAACAGUUAGUUCCAUAAGAAAAAACUUUCCCUCCAGUCCAAAUACCAGUCACAUAUAACCCUGAAUUAUGUAAAAGAGUGUCUAGUAUAUCUGUUAUUAUAUAAACUUCACAGUAUAUCAAGGUAUAUAGAUGUCAGUCAUACGAUUUCGUCCAGUGUAUUAGUAUAACUGUCGUAUAUAAGCUUACAAACCCAGCUGUCUAGACGUAUUCAAUUGAUUACUUACCUGUAUGAACAUUGUCAGUGUUGCGUGCAGUACGUGUGGGAUAUUGACAAUCUUCCUUAUAGCCUCUAUGUGUCAAAUUCUAAAAUCACGUUCAGAUUUAGUCACUUCUAAUUGCUUUGUGUCAGAGUUAGAGUUAUCAGAUUUUAGAGAUGUCAGGUUUUAGAGAUGUCAGAUUACGAUAUGUCAGUCUUAGAGUCUUUUUUUUUAACAAUUUCUAAAUCACUCGAUGUCUAAAUGCUUUACAUCUGUCUUGUGACCUAUCAGAUUAUCACGUCACUCUCUCAGCUAAAUGCUUUCAAAUCAACAUAUGUCAAAAUCGUAUCCAAAUCAGAUCUUCCUAUUGUAUGACAUGUCAAAACUAUUGCUCGAUUACCUAUUGAAUAAAUAUGAACCUUACUUAAGAAAGAAUGCAAUUACAUAAACAAUAAUAAUAAUAAUAAUAAUAAUAAUAAUAAUAAUAGUAAUAAUAAUAAAAAUAACUUACCUUAGUAUAUCACUAUAAAGUACAGUUCACUUAUACGUGUUCAAGUAUAUAAGUAACUACCACUAUUUACUUAAGAAAUUUCACUUUUGACUGUUGUGAUAUAUAAAUGAUGGGUCACACGUAUCUCAUUUGUUGAAUAGUGUUUAAUAGUAACUUAUAAAUGUAGUGAAAGAAUUAAAAAUGAAUUCAACUGUGUACUAUUUCAUAACAGAGUCUGCUGCAGUGUUUCAUGUCUGGCCAAAGAGUUGUAGAUGCUCUUUAUAUUUCGUCAAUAUUAUCUUAUCUUAUCUUUUCUUAUUUCUCUCUAUAUAUUAUACAGUAUCAUUAUAUUAUUCCUCUUUAUUUUUUGUAUCAUGUUUUCUAUAUAAAUGUCUUAAUAUUAUUCAAGUUUAUA
Messenger RNA from Homarus americanus (American lobster), 8597 nucleotides. RefSeq lists its product as uncharacterized. Gene Ontology annotation, cellular component: extracellular matrix. The record is from RefSeq and is a predicted model, not a curated record. Gene Ontology annotation, molecular function: metalloendopeptidase activity. Gene Ontology annotation, biological process: extracellular matrix organization. The transcript has 16 exons. Bases 1 to 3663 code for a protein of 1220 amino acids. NCBI's taxonomy places the organism in Eukaryota, Metazoa, Arthropoda, Malacostraca, Decapoda, Nephropidae.